AUGUUGCUUGAUUACCAGAUACGAUACGGAAUGGUGAGCUUCAACACUGUCGAAAGGGAAUGCGUUGCUGCGUACCAGAGGGAGAAGCAGAACGUGAUGAAGUUUAUCGAAGGACUCCCUGGACGAGUUUCGCUUACACUGGACACGCGAACUUCUCGUGAAGGCUUAGGCUGCUACGUGGUCAUCACUGGCCACUUCAUCGAUGGCGAUUGGAAGCCACAGCAGAGGAAGCUGAAUGUGGCGAUGGUGCCCAAUCCUGAUUCAGAAUCUGCCCUCGCCAACGCGGUGUUGCGCUGCCUUUCCGAUUGGAACUUGGAAGGUAAACUGCUCUCUGUCACAUUAAACCAUCCAGCGGCGGGAGAAGCUGCUCUUCAAAGUCUUCAAGCACUGCUGUCUGUCCAGAAUGCAGUGAUUUUCGACGGCCAGUUGGUGCGCGGCAGCUGCAUCUCCCGCACCCUGACCAGCAUUGCGAAGGAGUUGCUGUCAGCGUGUGGAGAUCUGGUGUCGAAAAUCCGUGACAGUGUGAAGUACGUGCUGACCGAGGAGUCAAAGGAGCUGAUGUUUCUCGACAUCAAACAGCAGCUGCAAAUGGCGACGGACAAGAACCUCAGGCUCGCCGAUCAGAAUCACUGGAACACGACGUACGAAAUGCUCCUAGCUGCUUCGGAAUUGAGAGAAGUGUUUUCGUGCUUGGAAGCUUUGGAUCCUGACUACAAGGAAGCACCAUCGAUGCUGGAGUGGAAGCAAGUGGAAACAAUUAGCUCAGUCCUGCAACUUCUGGUCGAUGCAGCAAACCUUCUCUCGUCGUCCUCCUCCUCCUCCUCCUCGACCACCCCUGCUGCUCUAGCGUGCUUCCACGAAGCGUGGAAGAUUCAAUCGCAGCUCUCUAGGCUUGCUGCAAUUGGCGAUCCUUUCAUCGACAGCUUCAUCGGAGGAUUGCAGGACAGGAUCGAGAAGUACAUCAAGGAAUGCAUCCUGGUUCUAGCAGCUGCAGUGGUGAUGGACCCUCGGUUCAAGAUGAAGCUGGUCGAGUUCAGCUUCGCGAAGAUGUUCCUCCACGAUGCUCCCACAUAUAUCGAGAUCGUGGGCGAUGGGAUUCGCCAGCUUUUCUGGGAGUACAAGGUGCUUCAUCAGCUAGACGAAGAAAAAGCAGACCCCAAACUGGGGAUUAAUGUAGACAUUAUGGAGCCCAGGAGGUAUCCGAUUAAGUCGGAGCUAGAUGUGUAUUUGGACGAAACAUUGCUCCCGCGAGUGGCGGAUUUCGAUGUGUUGGGAUGGUGGAAGCAGAACGAGGUGAGGUUUCCUGCUCUGGCGAAGAUGGCUCGAGAUGUGCUGUGCAUUCAGGUGUCUGCUGGCUCGGCGGAGAGCUUGUUUGACACACGGUGCUUGCCGAAGGAGAUGGAGUACGGGAGCUCGGUGAAGCCGGAGACGGUCGAGGCACUCGUGUGUGCGAAGGAUUGGCUUCGUCGUGCGGCGGCGGCAGCAGCGGGUGGUGAUAGAUGA
Molecule: messenger RNA, 1503 nt
Organism: Linum tenue
Lineage: Eukaryota; Viridiplantae; Streptophyta; Magnoliopsida; Malpighiales; Linaceae
Source: the annotation of a GenBank genome assembly